UGCACGAGGCAGGUGGGGGGGUCACGUCGGGAAGACCGAGGAGCUCUGUGGGGCGAGAGGUGAUCGGAAGGAGAGAGGCGGCUGCAGGCUGACAGCGUCGCCCCGCUUCCCCCUCACCAAGCUUGGGCACACUUGCCCUGCCGCGCAUAACCAGCCCAGGGGAACCCACGCGGGCAGAAGCGCGAAGCCCCAGGAAACUGACUCAAGCGGAUGCCCCGCCGCCCCCCUUUGCCCCGGCGGCGGUGCUCUGAGCACCAGCGCGGCUGAAGCUCCCGAAUUCCCGCGGCGCCCGCUUCGCUGGAGUUUCUUCGCUCUCAGAGGCCGUGCGUCUUGUCUGCUGCCUUCCCACGAAAAUACACGGCUACCAACCUUUGCAAGUGACCUUGUUUAGCAGCCUCCGUCUGGAAACGCCUUCUGUUGCAAAGAUUACCUCAUAAAUACCGUCAACCAGAAGUCAGGAGAAAAGCCACGGGUAGAUUGGAAGCUAUCUGAGAGAUGUUUAAAAUCUGUCCUCAAAAGGAGUAGCAGCAAAAGAACAAAAAAUUAUCAGUGGCAUUGUAUUGGGAGCAAGAACUCUUUAGCUUGGCCUUAAGAACGAACACAAAAUAAGGCAAUUGUACAUUAGGAAAUGCCUCUGACUCAGUGAAUUGUGGAAUUGUGGGCAAAGACACCAAGACAUUUUGAUUUUUUGAGAGAAAUGCCACAAGUCAUCUGGGCAACCUAGAUGGGUUCUUUCUGAGUAGCACUCCCAGGAGAAGCCCCCAUCUCCCAGGAAUAGCAUCUGCAAAUUCCAUUUGAAGAAAGAGCAGGUUGUGAGGAAAUGUUGGAUUCUGUCAAAUGUGUUCUGGUGGGCGAUGCUGCUGUGGGGAAAACAGCCCUGCUGCUGCGCUUUAUUUCUGAGACAUUUCCAGAUGCUUACAGGCCAACUGUUUAUGAAAACGCAGGAGUUGAUGUUUUCCUGGAUGGCAUCCAGAUUAGUUUAGGCCUUUGGGAUACUGCUGGCAGUGAUUCUUUCAAAAGCAUUCGUCCUCUUUCCUAUCAACAGGCUGACGUGGUAUUAAUGUGCUAUUCAGUGGCCAAUCACAGCUCAUUCCUAAGCUUAAGGAACAAGUGGGUGACGGAGGUCAGAACCCACUUGCCUCGAAUCCCAAUUUUAGUGGUGGCUACCCAGACUGACCAAAGGGAUACAGGUCCUCAUAGCGCAGCCUGUAUCAGCCCAGUGCAUGGCAAACAACUGGCCAAGGACAUCCGAGCUAAGGGUUAUGUGGAGUGCUCAUCUCUCACCAAUCGGGGAGUUCAACAGGUAUUUGAACAUGCUGUCCGGACAGCGGUGAAUCAAGCAAAAAAAAGAUCAAGAAGGAAUAUUUUUUCAGUUAAUGAAUGCAAAGUUUUUUGAAUGCCACUCUGCAUCAAUUUCUGUCUCCAUGUCAUUGAACGAUUUCAACAUGGAAUGAAGAACAGCAUCCCAUUCUGUUAGCAUUAGGAUGGGCUAUUUAGCACUGGCACCUGGAACUUUCUGUGGGAAUACAACAACGAUGCCAUCUGAUUUCCAGCGGCAUAAACUGGAGACUAUGAGUAGCAAUCCAGACCCUCAUUUUUUAUUAUGAUGGGAAUAUCAGAGUGUAUUUACUACUAGAAGUUUUGUAGGUUUCAUGAAAUGAGUUUGCUUUCUACAUCCGAGAUAAUGGAUGGAUAAUUUAUAUGGCAGACUUAACAGAGGCUUGAGAGCUGGACAGUACAGAAAUAUGUGAAAUAAACAAAACCAAUUAAAUGCCCUUUUCUCUAAAGUAUUGUAGAGAUUGUUCAUCUACUAACGAUUCUGAACAUUCUGUACUGAUAUCAAUCUUUUCUACCCUUUGCAGGUCAUAGAUCAGAUUUCUGGAGAAAAGAAAAUAUAGAUGCACCAGCUAAUUUUAAUUUGGUUUAAUUUAUACUUUAUUUCAUUUUGCCAGAAUUGGAUGUUGCCCUGAUAGUUCUACAUUCAAAAACGAGCUGCCAGUGUGAAAAUCAGAUAUAUAUUAUAUCCUGUGGCUUAAGACAGAGAUUAGCUCUAGUGUGCCCAGUAGGAUGCGGAUGGAGAUCUUCAGACUAUGACUCCCAUUUUUUAAUCACAAUGCAAUAGAAAUAAUAAUAAAAAACAUGUACUGAAUUGUAUGCAAAAUUCUAUUGUCUACCAUCUUAGUGAAAGAUGAUAGACAAUGAUGGAAGCUAAGCUUACCUACCUUCACAAUUAAAAGAAAUUCUCUCUUCCAAAAGGGGCUAUUGACAGCUGAGAGAAAAUACAUAAACUGAACAAAAUAGUAAAUUGAUUGAAUGAUUCCUGUACAAGUAGUAGCUUCAGAAUUGGCAAAAAUACAAGACUGAAUCGCUCCUUACCACUGCCACCCCGUGCAACACUGGUUGGAUUCCCUCUUACCAGAAGUGGUUAAUGGACCAGGAUGCUGCCUGGAAAUCAAACAAACAAAAACAGACACAGUAAACUGUUUAAAUAGAGUUUUCUGGUAGAAAAAUAUGUCUGAAGCUAGAUGGAAGAGUAGACAAGAUCUGGAUAUAUGAAUUCAUGAUUUAGAAAAUAUGUUCAUAAAAGCUGUUAAAACUCCCCAAACAAAGCUUGGCAAUCUUUAAAGGAAAUAUUUCAUUCAAAUAUAAAUAACAGCACCAGUAGCUUUUCAAUAGGAAAGUCAGAAAAUCAGUUAAGACCAUUCACUGGAAUUGUUAAUAAUAAGAAUCUUUCCUAUUUAUCUUAGGAGAAGGAUAUAAUAAUAACCACAUAGAAGUUUUGAGAGGAAUGGAUUUCCUCCCGUUACUUAUCUGAUCCUCGCAGUCCACAUGUUGACUAUUUUACCCGGAAGAACAUUAGUGUUGCGUUGCUGAAUCAGACAAGGGUCUGUCCAUUUAAGUUAACAUCUUGCUUCUAGCAAUAGUCUCCUAAAAUUUGGAAACUCCUAAGUACAACUUAAAAAUAGCCCUCCUGUCUCAUUUGUUUCAGACAUUUGCUAAAUCUGUUUAGAUAGCAUAACUAAAGUCACUUAUAAACUAAAUUCUAUGAAUGCAUCUGGCCAUUGUUGGGAAAUGGUGUAAAAACCCCCCACCAUUUUGUGGUGUUAACUUCUACCAGUUAAUUAUACAUUGUGUGAAGACUCCUUCCCUUUUUAUAUUUUACAGUACAUCUGAUAUUCUUUUUCUGAUAAUUCCAUUCUGGAUAAUCAGAGUUAAUCAGAAGUAUGACUUCCCAACUUUAUUAAAGGCCCACUCGUGGGCUUUUGAUAGUAAUUUGUUCUGAGGACAUUAAUGAAUACGAGGUACCUUAUCAUCAUGAAAGGCAUCACUUGAAAAUGUUUGCAGAUCAAGGUAUUCUUUAAGGCAUAGGAGCAAGAAGAGGCCUUUUUUUCUGUAAAGCCCUAGUGUCCUUUGCACAGUAGGAGCUGUUCUGUGAUCAUGCAAACUUUCUGAUAUUUGAUGGUUUUUUACUUAUCUGAAUUAAUAUCACGCAUGACAAAGGGAGAAAGCAAGAAACUAUCUAGAGUUGUAAGGCUCUGAGAACUCUUUCAGAACUUUAUUCUGAGCUGUGUUUUUGUGGUUUCAGUUCAACUACUGGCAAUUACCUUGACAGGUUUAUCUGUCUUUAGUUCUUAAGAGCUUGUUAACUGACUGUCACUCUCAAGGGACAAAGGUUGAGUGGGCUGAAUGGAAACUGCUUCAUACUUUAAAGUGUUCUGUCAAGUCUGUGCUUAAAUUAGGAACUGUUGUUGUAGAUGCUAACAAAAACUUACGUCAUUUCCUAUAUAAAGUAGAAGUUUAAGCUAUCUAAAGUACCACUUAUGUUUCCAGUGGGCAAGGAGUGGGCAAGCUGGACAUUAUAGUCUUUUUUUCAAAAUGAUCAUUUCUAAAUCAACACUAAAAUGGUGUAUUCUGUUUUAAUAUAUAUAUGUUCCUGAACUAUAGGUUUGCUGAAACUAGUUAAGUUCUUAAAGUAAAAGGGUACAUGCAACAUCUGUCUAUUUUCAUUUGUUAAGAAAGGGUUCUUUAAGGAUUCUGACUAAUGAGAAAAAAAAAAACCCAGCCCAACUCACGUCCCUUUUAAGAGCAGGUCGUCUGCAGAAAUCUGUACAGUACAAUUUAUUUAGGACAUAGAAAGGGAUCCUCUUACUUGCUCAUGACUGUAACUUGAUGAGGGACAGAGGAACCUCUGCCCAAGGACAUCUAAGUUGAUGCCUAAAAGAUGAUGGCUGGGAUGCAAAGAAUUCCUAUUUUAGUCUGCUCACUCUUUUUAAAAGCAAGAAAUCCAUGAAGUAAUAUUUUAAAGCAUUUUACUGUGUUUUAUGUUUGAAAUGAGGACAGCUGUGGUUUUCUUACUGGCAGGUCUGACUAUUUUUUGGGAUGCAUUUCCAGAGCCAAUUUCUUGUAACAUAUGCAAGGUAACAAAAAUAAAAACACCAGAGAAUGAGCUAGGAAGGCUCUUGAAUCAUUGAGCAGCAAAUAUCAAAAGUACCAGGCCAGUCUCUAAGGACCAACUUGGCUACCCUGUAUCUCCACAUUAUUCUAGUCAUCACUACAUACCGGAAUAUAGUGGUGAAGUAUCUAAGACGGUACACAAAGCUAAAAUAUAAUUUCUUUAGUUUGGGUGGAAUAAAUAUUAAGGCUGGGCAGCACUAGAGAUCUGAAGGGGAAAAGGUAUGUCAGAGUGCACACAGGCACACUAGUUAUGCCAUCCCAAGCAAACAUGGCUGCAAUAAGGAGUGGCUGCUCACAGCCCAUUCUGAGGAAACUUUUCCCUUUAAAUCAGAAGCAUAGCCCUAAUGUAUAGUCUGCAUCUAGACAACUACUGUUUCUUUGCUACAGCAAGAUAAAUCAAAACAUGAUUCAACAUUAAGAGUGAACCCAGCCCAUAAUGUAUGGAUGUUCUGCUUCUAGCAAUCAAGACUAGCAAAGAAAGAUGGUAGAAGCAGCAGACAGUAUUAUCUGGAGUUGCGAUAUUCCCCACUCCUAAUCAGGUUGGAAAAUGGGAACAGAUGUCAUGCGCUGGCAACUGUUUGUCGUGUUUAUAAGAAAUCAAACAAUGCUAUAAGUUAGAUAAAUUAAAUGAAAACUGUCAUAGUCUAGUAUGUUGUUUCACAGAUAUGCAUUAAGAAUUUAAUUUGAUCCAAAGAAAACUCUACCUUUUUUUAUAGGAGAGGAAGCUCUAAUAAAUGCAUGGGUGGGGGGACAGAAUCACAGAAGUAAAACCCAUAGUUAAUUAAGGAGGUUAUAUUUGUUCCCUGAGUCAAUCCUCUUCCUCUGUAUAGUUACACCUAAAAUCAAAGCAGAAAGUAUGUCUAUUGCAACCCUAUUCAAAAUAAUAAUUCAAGUGUGAGAAAUAUCCAGAAAAGAAUGAGAAAAGAAUUUCAGAGUAUUAGAAGAUCACCAUCUAAACAAGAACUAGCAGUAUGAUGCAGAAGCUAAUGCAAUCAUGGAUUGUCAGUGACCUAUAUUAACAGAAGCAUUGUGUCCAGUUCCAUUAUAACUCUGCACUGGUUAAACCAUGCUUUGGAGUAUUAAAUACAGUCCUGGGCAGCCCAUUUUAAAAGAAACAUGGAAUGGGUUCAGAGAUGUACCAGAAUGAUAAGGGAUCUAUGAAACAAGCCACACAAAUAACUGUUAAAAGCUGGGCAUGUUUAUCUUGCAAAGAUAAGACUAAGAGGAAAUAUGACAGCAGUCUACAAGCCUGUCAUAUGCAAAAGGGAGCAGAACUGUUCUCUGUUGAAAUUGUUAAAAGAAAGAAGAUGCAGUCUGAAUGUUAAAAAAAAAAAAGUUCUUCCAAUAAUGCUGUAAAGCAACAGAAUAGUAUACUUACAACAACUCUGCCACACUGGAGGUUUUCAAAUAAGGGCUAGAUGGCUACCUGUUGAAGAUGAUUUAGCGGAUUCCUGCACAGAGCAGGGAAUUAGACCAGGUGACUUCCCUUCCAACAAACAGAUUCUAUAAUUCUUUUAGAUUUAUUUACAUCUUAAUGUUUUUCAACAGGCUUAGGUUCUCUAAAUCUACUAUGUUCGGAUAUUAUUGCUAAAUAUUCAUUGCAAUCUUCAUCAGAUAUAUUAAUCAUUCAUCUAUCAAGGUAAAUGGAGUGGAAUUGUUAUUCUACCUAGAAACUACUGUGAUUACUUUCAUUUGUUGUUUAA
Python bivittatus (Burmese python) is the source of this 6158-nucleotide messenger RNA. RefSeq names its product ras homolog family member H (gene RHOH). The record is from RefSeq and is a predicted model, not a curated record. Gene Ontology annotation, molecular function: GTP binding; GTPase activity. Lineage: Eukaryota; Metazoa; Chordata; Lepidosauria; Squamata; Pythonidae. Gene Ontology annotation, biological process: small GTPase-mediated signal transduction.